Enterobius vermicularis (human pinworm) is the source of this 1092-nucleotide messenger RNA. The record is from the annotation of a GenBank genome assembly. NCBI's taxonomy places the organism in Eukaryota, Metazoa, Nematoda, Chromadorea, Rhabditida, Oxyuridae.
AUGUGUAUAAGUCUUUUCAAGGAUGUCUUUAUGGCAACGCGAAGCAAUUAUAGUACGUUGCUUUGUUGUUUCUAUGACUUUACUCUUCCUCUCGGUAUCCGUGUAUUUAUAAACUUUUCUAGGGGACCGAUCAAGACUUAUCCUACUGUGAAAUUUCGGAAUGAGGCAAGUAGGAAGCGUAUUUUAAUAACAGGAGGAGCAGGAUUUGUUGGUUCACAUUUAGUCGAUCGUUUAAUGCUUGAAGGUCAUGAGGUAAUUGUUCUAGACAACUUUUUCACAGGUAGGAAAAGAAAUGUAGAGCAUUGGGUUGGUCAUCAGAACUUUGAGUUGGUGCAUCAUGACGUUGUAAAUUCAUACUUUAUUGAAGUUGAUGAAAUAUAUCACUUGGCAUCGCCAGCUUCUCCUCCUCACUACAUGUACAAUCCUGUAAAGACGAUCAAAACUAACGCAAUUGGAACUAUCAAUAUGCUCGGUCUGGCCAGACGAGUAAAAGCGAAAAUGUUAUUAGCAUCGACCUCAGAAGUUUAUGGUGAUCCAGAAGUUCACCCGCAGCCUGAAACUUAUUGGGGAAAAGUGAAUUCAGUUGGUCCUCGGUCAUGUUACGAUGAAGGAAAACGAGUGGCUGAAUCGCUAAUGGUUGCCUAUAACAAACAGGAGCAAGUUGAUAUACGAAUUGCUAGGAUUUUUAAUACUUUUGGUCCUAGAAUGCACAUCAAUGACGGUCGUGUGGUCAGCAAUUUCAUUCUGCAGGCACUGAAGGGGGAGCCUAUAACUGUUUACGGUGACGGCAAGCAGACUAGAUCUUUCCAGUAUGUCGAUGACCUUGUAGACGGUUUGAUUGCUCUAAUGGAGAGUAAUACAACGGCUCCUGUGAACUUGGGGAACCCUGAGGAACACAGCAUUGAAGAAUUUGCGUCUAUCAUUAAAGAUCUCGUUGGCAGUAACUCAGAAGUUGUUCAGAAGCAAAGUCAAGAAGACGACCCUAGGCAAAGAAAACCCGAUAUCAGACGGGCAGCAGAGCUCCUUAAUUGGCGUCCAAAGGUCUUUAUGCUAUUGAGGGUUUUCUUUUUAAUACAGGAGUUUAUUAAGUAG